Carassius gibelio (silver crucian carp) is the source of this 3122-nucleotide messenger RNA. RefSeq names its product RWD domain containing 2B (gene rwdd2b). Gene Ontology annotation, molecular function: protein binding. The transcript has 5 exons. Bases 206 to 1075 code for a protein of 289 amino acids. NCBI's taxonomy places the organism in Eukaryota, Metazoa, Chordata, Actinopteri, Cypriniformes, Cyprinidae. The record is from RefSeq and is a predicted model, not a curated record.
GAUAUGCACCGAAAAGCUGUCAUGCAACUUCGCCAUUAAACCCACAGAAGAAGAAGAAGUAGAAAGAAAAUUCGAGUUCUGCCAUCUUCUGUCAGUGUGCGAUACAAAAUAAAUCUCGUACGACUGUGAUUGGUGCUGAAUAAGUGUAUGAAUAAGCAUUCCACAAGCACACUGGAUUUGAGUUUGAUACACAAUUGUUAAGAAUAUGACUUGCACAGAGGAAGCAGAAGCACAAUUUGCAGAGAUAGAUCUGCUAUUAAGUAUGUUUCCGAGUGAAGAAGAGUUACAAGUUGAUGAGCUUUCCCAUGCUGAGCUCAGGGCUUAUGUGGAGGGCACAGCUCAUACUCCUCCCAGCAUCAGACCCCAAUUCAGCAUCAAGCUGAAGGUGGAGAACCCUCCAGUGAGCAUUACAUUGCUGUGCACAUACCCAACUGACUACCCAAAAGUGUUGCCAGAUAUUGCUGUCAGAUGUUCAGUGCUCACCAGAUCACAGCAGAUGAUGCUUCACUCCAACCUCAACACCUACCUUUCUGAAAACUGCAUUGGUGAUGUGUGUAUUCUUUCUGCUGUGCAGUGGAUAAAUGACAAUGCACAAGCAUAUAUAACAAAAAGUGUCCCUGUCAGCGAUCUGAAGAAGGAAGAUGUUUUGAUGAUGUCAAAAAAGAUUUUCACUAGACUCUGGAUCUAUAGCCAUCACAUCUACAAUAAGAUCAAGAGGAAGAACAUUUUGGAAUGGGCAGAGGAGAUGAACCUUUCUGGGUUCAGUAUGCCAGGAAAGCCUGGUAUUGUGUGUGUGGAGGGUCAGCAGUCUACUUGCAAUGAGUUCUGGGCCAGGGUGAAAGUUUUAACAUGGAAGAGAAUUACGAUUCGUCACAGAGAGGAUGUCCCUUUUGACAACACCUGGACAGAGAAGAGAACUGACUCUCUCCGCAAAUUUACUGGCUUUCAUGAAGUAAGUUUUGACACUCAUGGGACCAGAGGAAACCACAUGGACCUUGGACAGCUCUAUCAGUUUCUUAGUGAAAAAGGAUGUUCUGAUAUCUUUCAAAUGUACUUUGGGAUUGAGGGGAGAUAACAGUUUGUGUGUGUAUUAGUUUUGAUUUUGCCUUCACAUUUUAGGCUUAAUUUUGAAACAAACUCUUUAAAAGAUUAAACUUUAGAUCAUGAAUGCAGUUAAAUUAACAGACAACCAAUUGUAAAUGUAGCUGCAAGGAGUGAUUACUAGUGUUCAAAUGCUUUAAGGCAUUUUAAAGGUGGUUUCCUUAAUGGAGAGUAAGCCUUGUUCUAGACUAAAAUGGCCCUUAAAACCAGAUUAACAUAAAUCUGCUUUCUCUGUCAUGAUUUUAGUUAAUUUUAGACUUAAUAUAGUCCAGAAUUUAAUAGGCUGAUUUUCUGGAGGAAGACUAGAGCUACUUCAGGACUAAAUUGAGGCUUAAAUUAAACCCACCAGGAUGCAUUGAUUUAAGAUUUAUGUUGUGUAUUCAGUCUUGAUAUAUCUACAAUAUUGACACAUGAACAAAGAAGCCUGUGAAAUUAAAUCUGCACUGAAUUUUUCUUUCUUUUAUAUAUAUAUAUAUAUAUAUAUAUAUAUAUAUAUAUAUAUAUAUAUAUAUAUAUAUAUAUAUAUAUAUAUAUAUAUAUAUAUAUAUAUAUAUAUAUAUAUAAAUAAAUCACAAAACCCUAACCUUAAAUUGAAGUAAAAUAGGAAGAAAGGGAAAUCAAAUUUUUAGAAAGUUUUAGAAAGUAUUUCUAAAACGCACAUUGGCCACAAUUAAUGGCACAAUUUUAUUCAAUACUUUUUUCAACCUCCUUUUCCCAAUCUCCUAUAAUGCCUAAAAUGAUCUGACAAGAGAUCAGAGACCAUUCCUUCAUACAGAAUCACUCCAGACGCUUCAGAUUCCCAGCUCCAUGUUGAUACUCUUUCCUCUUCAGUUUUUUUUCCCGGUUCAGGUCAGGGAACUGGAUAGGCAUUAUCUUCCUCUCGUUACAUUAAGGCAAUAUAGACACAAACAAUAUACUGCAGGCUAGAGGUCUCCAUGGGUCCACUUGGAUCCGAAAACUUGAGGUCGGACCAAAGCAGGUUCAGGUCCAAAACUUUGUCGAGUGCCUUGGACACGGGUUGGGUCCGGUAUCAGUUGCCUCAGGUAAUUUAAAAUAAUUGUGCUUUUUCCAAAUGGACCCAAUAAGACCCAAUCCUUUUCAUGUACUUCCACAUUGGUGUUAAGUGAAAAUUGAAAGUCAAAACGUAGAAAAGGAACAUCUGUUUGUAACCUCGCACACAGAAAUCCAUCUUAUAGAUAUGAGAUCCAUCAGGAAAAGCCACUUGCUUCAUUACAGUGUGAUUAUACAGGGCAGGGCUUUUCUUUUUUGUGUGCAGGAUCCCUUCGCCAGAGAUGAGGUAAAUAGCAUUGCAAAGCAGACAACACCAUCCACAAUCCUUGAUUUAUUAAGCUAUCGAUUUAAUUUUUAUUGAGCUAUCAUGUUUAUUUUUCCAAUCCACUUGUUAAAAUUGAAAGCCGAACUCAGAAAUAACUUCAGGCAGGCAAUAAUAUAAUGGAAUAAAAAUGGAAAAGGGACAAAUCAGUCAGCAGGACACCAAAUUAUUAUUAUUUUUUUUGGAUGCAGACUUUUUUCCACUGGAAUUGUUAACCUUUGAUUUGCUUCUCAGUUCCAUAAAAUGUUAAGCUUUUCUAGUUUCAUUUACAUGUUUUAUAGGCAACCUUCGACGUGCUAAUUCAGAUUAGCGUUAAUGUAGUUUAUUUUAGUUCAGGAUUUAAUAGUGCAGGAGUUGGUAAUCUGUACUUUAUCUGUUUCAGAAAGUUAUUUUUUUUUUAUCCAUGAUUAACUAUUCUAGUUGGUCCACAAAUCUAAUUGGCUGAUAAGAGGUCAAUAUUAGAGUGAUAACAGAACUCCUCCAACUGCUUUACUGUUUUUAUCCCUCCGCUUGCCGUAUUUCUCACAGCAGUGUAAUAAGACACCCAAAUCCACUAUAAUUAAAAGAUAAUACUGUUUUUGUCUCUCAGAUUAUAGUUUUAAGAGCUUUUUGGAGAGAGUGUACUUGUUUAGAUUUCAAAUAUAUGGCUUGUUAAUAAAUAUAAUGUCUGUUUGGAAAUUUCCAUCGA